GGGGAGUUAACUCCCAAUGUUGACAAUUUUGGUAAGUGAUGUGACGGCCACGGCCCAACAUUUGAUAUUCUCUCGUGGAAUAUAGAAGGACUGCGAAAAUAUGAAAACUCGACAUCUCAGGUAGCUCCGCGAACGGGAUAUCGCUGUAAGGAGCUUGGAAUUACCCGUUUCCCCUAGCAACCAUCGUCAACGGAUUCCGCCAUCAUAGCAAGUGCUCGCAAACAGUGGUGUCAGUCAUACCUGAACUUCAGCUACGGACGGGAUUUACUCAAGAGGACAAGUAAAGUGCCAGAAUGCCACGCCCACGAUCAGCCCGGUCCGAUGUGAGUGACCCCGACAUGGAGGGUCUACAGGAAGGGGAGCUGCUCAAGCUGCAGCGACAGUACCGCAUCAUGGAGGGUGACCGCGCCGCCUACACAGAGGAGUCCACCAACAUGAUCCGGAAACAGAAAUCAGAAAUGAAUCAGCUGGAAAAAGAAAAGCAGGAACUGCUGAAAGAACUUCGUCUGGCUGAAAGUCGAAGCAACCAGAUCCGUGAUGAGGAGCACACCGACACACUGGUCACCUUGGUGGAGGCAAAAGAUGACUGUGAUCUCGAAAUCAAAGAAGAAAAGCAGAAUCAUGUUGAACUUGAUGCUAAAAUCCGUGAAUGGGAAAAGAAGAUUCGCAAUCAGCAUAAAAACAUGGGCGGUGUUCACAUGAGUUCCCAGCAUACAACACAGACGCAGAAGACUGUACGCGUCCUGGAGAACAGACUUGACCAGUCCAAGAAGCGGUUCAACGAUUCUCUGUCUGACAACGCCAAAUUGCGGGAUGAGAUCCAGGGACUGAGGACAGAACACAAGAGAUUUGAGAAUCUCUACAAAAAACUGGAGAAAGAGUUGCGCCAACUCCGGCGGGACAUGGGCGAGGACAUCCAGUCCUCCACAGAAGCCUACGAUGCAAGGGAUGACGCCCAGGCCAAGAUGCUGGUGCUGAAGGACAAGGCGGACAAGGACAUGCAGCAGCACAACGCCGAGAUGAAGGAGCUGGUCCGCAUCAUCGACCACGACCGCAAACUGAAGGAAUUCAUGGGCAUCAAGGGCCAGGAGAGACAGGAGGAUCCGCAACUUGUUGCCUGGCGACAGAAGAAAGAGGCGCUUGAGGCUGAACGAAAGAAGGAGAGCCAAGAGGACUCGGUGGAGACGUACGAGCAAGCCUUUGAACUCAUCAAGGAGAUGACCCAGGAGGACGAUCUUGACCUUCUCGUCAACAGAUUCAUCGAAAUUGAAGACAGAAACUUUGCUCUCUUCAACUAUGUCAAUGAGCAGAACAAUGAGAUUGAGAAACUGAAUGAUGAUAUUCAGAUUAUCAGGGAUGAAAUUGAGAAGUUCAAGGCCGAGGGUAUUGACCUUGAGACUCAGAGGAAGCUCAUCCUGAAGAACCUGGAAGACAAGCAGAACGAAGCGUCUCAGGACGCCGAUGACAACGAGCAGAAGUAUAAGGAGGUGUCCAAGAUCCUGGAUCAGCUGAAAGCAGGUAUUGACUCGCUGUUCAACAAGAUCAACUGUGAGAGGUCUGCUAUUGAUGACAUGCUAGGGGCGGCGACAGGGGUGACAGAGAGCAACAUGAUACAGUACCUGGGCAUCAUUGAACAGAGGACGAAUGAGCUGCUGGCAGUGCAGGCGUAUGUCAACUCCAAGGACCAGGAUAGAUAUGAAGCCAAGAGUCACGGCUUGCUGGGCGAGGGACCAACAGCGCCGCAGCAACAACUUCCUGUCAUGCCCCCUACCGUCGGUGAUGAAUACGAGAGUGAAGGAAGCGAGGCUGAUGACGAUGAGAUGCGACCUUUGACCCGUGUGGAGCUGCAAGAUCGGGUGAUGAAGUCGGUGAGGAAACGGGAGUCGGCGGCCAAGAAGGAAGGCUUCAAGUACGACCUGUCCAACGCUCGGGAGAAGGCCCAAAAACAACAGAAGAAGGACGGCAAGAAGUAGCCACAAGACCAGUGUUGUACAUAGUUGUGUCCAUCUUCCCAGGGCAAGAGAGUUAACUGACUUUAAAAGUCCAGUUUCCACCUUUGCUGAACUAGCCGGGAAUUCCUUGGCUUGAUCGAAGCGCCACCUGUGGCUAUUACGAGUUAUGUCCCUAAUAUGCCUCUCCUAUGAUCGAUGAUCAAAUCAUCUGAACAUCUUGUUUAAAACCUAGCCUAGUUUGGCAAGGGUGGAAGCUGGACUCACUUGCCUCGGGAAGAUGAGUUGUGUCAUGCUUUAUGUCUGUGAUAUGGACCUCUUCUGGGAGAGCAGCAUGGCUGCGUGAUGAUAGACCCUGUUAGCAGCAUGGACAGGACAUUGACUCGCCGAGUCAGCAUUACUAUUUGUACUGCAAGACAGAUGGAGGUGGUGGUGACAAUAGCUGGAUGCUAGGACAGUACUGGAAUGUAUCACGAGCUUGGAGUGCUGCAUCUGAAUGUGGCCUAACUCUUCAUAUUCACCUCCUGCUGAUGCGGACGAAAUGUAAUGUGUAAAAUUCAAUACAAAUAAAUAUGCCACUUACA
Haliotis rufescens (red abalone) is the source of this 2533-nucleotide messenger RNA. RefSeq names its product coiled-coil domain-containing protein 63-like. The transcript is spliced from 12 exons. Bases 294 to 1973 code for a protein of 559 amino acids. Gene Ontology annotation, cellular component: axoneme. Lineage: Eukaryota; Metazoa; Mollusca; Gastropoda; Lepetellida; Haliotidae. Gene Ontology annotation, biological process: outer dynein arm assembly; cilium movement. The record is from RefSeq and is a predicted model, not a curated record.